AUGGCACAACAACAAAUACCAGUUCGACCAUCUGGUCCAUCUCAAACUCUAUCAGGUGUUCCAAGUCAUAUAUCACAAAUUCAAGGAUUAUCUGUUUCACAGGCUGUUGUUAAUGAUGUACUUGUGGAUCUUCAAACCAAAGUUAUAAAUCAAACCUUACAACAAUAUCAUGGCGAAGGAUUAAGUGGCGAUUAUUUAGAACCUCUUGCUCCAAUCUAUAUUCGUGCGCCACAACCGACAAUAAUUCUUCGAUCCGAUCUUCAUCGUCUUCGUGCUGAACUUGGCAACCGUGUUCGUCCUCAGGUUAUCUACGGUUAUCCUGCAGGUGCAUCUCAGCAAAAUUUGUUUCAAGCACCCAGAUUUCCAGCUCCUCCGCAACAAUAUAUUCCAGCAGAAUCUUACGGUGAAUAUCAAAAUGUGACUUAUGCAAACAGUGAUGAAUGUAAGACGACAACGACAAGCGAUGAGUAUAGAAAGAAAAAAGAAGAACGAUUGUAUAAUGAAGCCGAGUCACCUGUGCUCAAUGACGACAAUAUUGAUGAUAAGGUUCAUAGUGCAUUCGAUUUUCAAGGCUUAUCCGCUACAUCAUUUGAUCGUCACGCCUCACCUUCCCAAUCUUCUUCAUUACUUUCCAAUCUUGAAGAACAGCAACAAGGUAACGACGAGGCAUUACUUAUAUCUUCUCAUAAUAUCAACAACGAGCAACUUGGUAGAACUGACAAUAUGUUCCCAAGACCUGUCCGUCCACGACAAGAAGUAACAUUUGAUCUCGAUAAUUGUAUAUUACGAUGUUUUGAAGCUCAUCGUCAACGCGUAGCUCGACGACGAGCUGCUCGACAAGCACGAAAAGCAAGACGUCUUAGACGAUCUCCACAACAACAGCAGCCAUACCGACAUUUGUAUUAUACUAAUCAAUAUCCAAAUUUUCCUAUUCAACCAACACCUUCUUCAUUUGACACUGUUCAACAAACACAAUGGCAACAACCGCCGUCAACUUCAUAUUACUCAGAUAUAAUAGGUCAACCAACAAAUAUUGUCACAUCAAUUCAAACGCAACAAACGCCAUACAUUCCAAUUAGAACACAUGAUUACACAAAUAUAGUUCAAACAACUUCUUUACCAACUGAUAUACAACAAUAUCAAACAUUAGAUGCUAUUAAUACGUAUACAAAUCAAGUACCGUUUUCUUCAUUAACAACUUCUAAUAUUGAUGCCGGAGUACCAACUGAUAUACAACCUACAACAACAGACUAUUAUAAAUUCACAACACAGAACAUACAAGAACCAUAUAUUCAUCCAAAUAUAUUCGAUUAUACAUCCCAUCAAGCCGUUCCUUCUACAACUGAUUUCAUUCAACAGUCAUUAACAGAUCAAAGACAACAACAAACAUCUUUUGAAUAUUCAGGUCAACUGCCACAUUCUACUUUUCAAUCAACAGAUGCUGCAGUUCCAAGUGGAAUGCAACAUUUAACAUCUGAAUAUUAUCAACAAGUACCAACUCAACUCAUUCAAGGACAAAACGCUUAUGGUAAACCGUCAACAACCUUUGAAUACACAACAACAAGUACACAAUCUCAACAUCCAAUCUAUGAAUAUCCGGCUACAGAACAAAUCACAUCUCAAUAUCCAUAUAACAUCCAGAAUAUUGAACAAAAGCAAUCGUUUGACUACACGACGACGACACCAGCUGCUUCUAUUCCAGUGAGAACAGAUAUUCUGCAAACACAACGAACACAAAAAAUCGAUUAUUUAAGUCAACAGCCUACAUCUUCAAUUUAUUACGAACAACAGCCAAUACCGGUCCCAACAUCUCAAAUACAAGGAGCUUAUGGUCAACCAACUGGAGCAUUUGAGUAUACGAAAAAAAGUUAUCAAUCACAAGAACCAAUAUUUGAUUAUACACGUGCACAACAACAGUCUACUCAAUCUUCAUUUAAUCUCGAAACACCGGCAGCUGCUUUUCAGCAAACCGAACCGAAACAAACGAUCGAUCAUUUGAGUCAAGCACUUACAUCUUCUACUUCCUACGAAGAACUACGACAGCCAGGCGUAAUAUCUCAAGCUGAAGUAGGUUAUGGUCAACCAACUGGAACAGUUGAAUAUACAAGAAAAAGUUAUCAAUCACAAGAACCAAUAUUUGACGAUAGACGUGCACAACAACGGUCUACUCAAUAUUCAUAUAACCUCGAAACACCCGGUGCUGAUCUUCAGCAAACCGAGCGCAAACAAACAAUGGAUCAUUUGAGUCAGACAGAUACAUCUUCUACCUACUACGAAGAACUACGAAAACCACGUGUAAUAACUCAAGCUGAACGUGGUUAUGGUCAACCAACUGGAACAAUUGAAUAUACGAGAAACAGUUAUNAACCAAUUUAUGAUUAUCAAAGUGCAGAACAACGGCCUUCCCAAUAUUCAUACAGCCUGCAAGGUAUUCAACAACAGCAACCUGCACAGCCAGAAGGAGUUACUUAUGUACCUGAAGUUACUAGAGGUUAUUUUACGGGUAGAUCUGAUAUUCAAGAGAUACCGCAAAAGCAAAUAAUCGAUCAGGUUCCUGUAGCGUCUACGGUUUUAAGUUACUAUGAACAACAACAAGCAUCAGUUCCUACGUCUCAAGUGAUAGAAACUUAUACUCAACCAACUGGAACAUUAGACUACACACGCGAAGUUUAUGAAUCACAGAAACCAAUUUAUGAUUAUCAAAGUGCAGAACAACGGCCUUCCCAAUAUUCAUACAGCCUGCAAGGUAUUCAACAACAGCAACCUGCACAGCCAGAAGGAGUUACUUAUGUACCUGAAGUUACUAGAGGUUAUUUUACGGGUAGAUCUGAAAUUCAAGAGAUACCGCAAAAGCAAAUAAUUCAUCAGGUUCCUGUAGCGCCUACGGCUUUAAGUUACUAUGAACAACAAUCAGCAUCUGUUCCUACGUCUCAAGUGACAGAAACUUAUACUCAACCAACUGGAACAUUAGGAUACACAGAAGUUUAUGAGUCACAGAAACCAAUUUAUGAUUAUCAAGGUGUAGAACAACAGCCUUCUCAAUAUUCAUACAGCAUCCAAGGUAUUCAACAACAGCAACCUGCACAGCCAGAAGCGCUUACUUAUGUACCUGGAGUUCCUAGAGCGUAUUUUACAGGUAGAUCUGAUAUUCAAGAGAUACCGCAAAAGCAAAUAAUCGAUCAGGUUCCUGCUGCGCCUACGGUUUUAAGUUACUAUGAACAACAAUCAGCAUCUGUUCCUACGUCUCAAGUGACAGAAACUUAUACUCAACCAACUGGAACAUUAGACUACACACGAGAAGUUUAUGAAUCACAGAAACCAAUUUAUGAUUAUCAAGGUGCAGAACAACAGCCUUCUCGAUAUUCAUACAGCAUCCAAGGUGUCCAAGAACACCAACCUACACAGCCAGAAGGAGUUACUUAUGUACCUGAAGUUACUAGAGGUUAUUUUACGGGUAGAUCUGAUAUCCAAGAGAUACCACAAAAACAAAUAAUUGAUCAUGUUCCUGUACCACCUACUUCUUUGAAUUACUACGAACAACAAGCAGUGCCAGUUCCUACGUCUCAGGUGCAAGAAACUUAUAUUCAACCUACUGGGACACGAGGAUACACAAGGGAAUUUUAUGAAACGGAAAAACCGAUCUAUGACUAUCAAGGUGCAGAACAACAGCCUUCUCAAUAUUCAUACAGCUUUGAAGGUAUUAAAAAACAGCAACCUGCACAGCCAGAUGCAGUAAAUUAUGUAUCUGAAGUUGCUAGAGCUUAUGUUCCACCCGGAGCUAAUAUUCAACUGAUGGAAGUGAAACAAACAAUUGACCAUGUUCCUGAAGUACGUACUUCUUUGAGUUACUACGGACAGCAACCAGUACCAGUUCCUACGUCUCAAGUAAUAGAAACUUUUACGCAACCAACUGAAGCAGUUAAAUAUACUCAGGAAAGUUAUCAAGCUCAGAGACCCAUAUAUGAUUUUCAAGGUACAGAAAAGCAGACGCCUCAGUAUUCAUACAGUCUCGAAGAAGGUGUUCAAGUUGGACAAAAUCAGGAGCAAGUUUCCUACAAAUACGUAUCUGACGCUGCUACAUCUUAUUUAGUGCCUGGAAGUGACGUUCAACAGAAGGAUCAGGUAUAUACGACAGACGACUCAAGUCAAGGGUUUAGUUCGUCGGUUCAUUAUCAAGAACAGCCAGUAUCUUUUCCUGCAUCUGAAAUUUACGAUUCAGGAUCACGUGUUCAGCGAUUAACUGAUAGAGUGAUUCCAAGUGAUAGAAUAGAAUAUUCGAGACAAGCAUAUCGUGCACAAGAGCCUUUAUCAGAUGAUUAUUCAACUGAAACUUUUAUUCAACAACAUGAACAACCACAAAAAAUUGGAUCAUUGAGUGUCAAUGAUUAUGUGAGACAAUUUGAGUCAAAAUUAUAUCCACAAGAAAUUGGAGGACCGGUUAAGUCCUCAGAUAAUUGGCAAUCUUUUCGUACAAAAACGAGAAUUCCUUUUACUGGUCAACAAAAUGUGGAUAUACAUCCAUUACAAGAAUCUGCACAAACGUAUGAUCUUCAAAAUUACACAAACCAAUCUGUUGUCCCAGAAAUAGUACAACUAUCACCACCGGUUUCAUCAUUACUUUACGAAGAAGGUCAACAAGGUCUUCUUCAAGAAACUUCUACAAGAAAACCAAUACAUGAAAUAUUUCAGAAAAUAGAGCCAAGGAGCGAAAUAGAAACUUCUACUUAUGAUACAUUUAGUUCAUUACCACCACCGCCACCACCACCACCGGUGAUAGAAGAAAUUGAUCAUCAACAAGAGUCAAUUGGAACAAAUAUAUCUGAUUUUCCUCCACCACCUACACAUGAUCGUCUUGCAUAUAAUAUAAUGCAACAACGACCAAGUCGUUCAUAUACGUCAAUUAUUCCGUCAACCGAUCAAACAAGUAUUUAUACUUAUCAACCAUUACAAUCAGCAUCCGUUCCAGAUAUUGAUCGUAGACCUUGUGGAACUAUUACAGGAAUUGAAGAACCUUUUAAUUUACGACAAUGUAUUGUUGAUUGUUGUGAAAAAUAUCAAGAAUUAUGGAAUAAACGGAGACAACAACAACAACAACAACAACCGCAACAACAAAUUACUGAUUCACAAUAUCAAAUAUAUAAUACAAAUGUAAUCAAUCAACCAGAAAUUGGUCAAUAUCAACAAAUAGGAGCUGAACAACCAAUAACAACAGUAAUAUCUCAAAAUGAUCAACAACUAUUACCACCAUCAAAUAAAAUAUCAUUUACUAAUUAUGAUCAUCAAGCACUACCACAACCUUAUUUUGGAAAAGGUGAAAUACAUUUUAUUGAUGGUUGGACACAAACAGCACCUCAUGAUUUCACAACACAAUCUAAUAUUAUACAACAUACAUAUGAUCAAACACCAUCAUUUUUCGAUACAAAACCUUAUUUGUCUCAAUUUCCAACAAGAGAUUUUCCUACUGAUUCAAGAGGGCAACAAACUAUCGAAUAUAGCCCACCAUUAGUCACUGAAACAGGUCAUGUGAUGCCCGUAAUACCCCAAUCCGUACCUUUAUCAUUUUAUAAAUACACAGAACACAAACAACCACAAAUACAACCACCACGACAACAACAACAGCAAUCAAUAUACAAUCAUACAUUACCUUACCCUUCUCAUCUGUCCUUCAACGAUAAUUUUUACCAACCAAAUUAUAAUUUUCCUUCACAAAUAACAGCUCAACCGCGACAUUAUCAAAACAUACCUUUAGAUAAAUACGAAGAACAACAACAACGAUAUCGUGCACAUUCGGAGCCCGCAUCAAUACAGCAAGAUUCGAUCAUUACAGUCCCACCUUUACAACAAACACCAUCACAAAUAUUUCAACAAUAUCCACGAAGAUCUACAUCAAUACCAAUGAUUCGUCAACGAAUACCACAAACUCGUUUACCAACGGUUCGUUUACUUGAUAAUGGUCGUGCAUAUGAAACAGAUGGCACAUUUCGCCGUUGCUCGCCUCGUAUUGAUCCUAAAACUGGUCUCUGUCUCGUACCAUGUCCAGAAACACAUAAAUAUGCUCAUUUACCAUCACAUCUUCGACCAGAAUUAUUCUGUAUUGAAUUACCACCAGUAAGUCUUCUUCCACCAGUACCACCACCACCACCUCCUCCUCCACCACUACAAAUACCACCAAUACGUAUUCUUCCACCAAUACAACCACCACCACCUCCUCCUCCACCACUACAAAUACCACGAAUACGUAUUCUUCCACCAAUACAACCACCACCUCCACCUCCGCCACCAGUAUUUAUUCCACAACAACAAAGAUGGUGUGUCAAAUGUUGUUGUGUUCCAGGUCGAUCGCUUAUUAAAAAAAUUGUUUACAGACAAGUCCAAGAUCAACAACAACAACAACAAGAAUCAUAUGUAGAUUAUGGUUCGGUUAUCGAUCAAUUAGCAACAAAAAUUAGUGUUCGAUACGGAAAUACUUCUAUGGAAGGUGAAGGAGCUUUUGUUACAGACGAUUAUCAUGAACGAUUACGCGUUCUUGAUUUUCCUGUCUAUGUAUCUGGCCAAAAUGACUCUAAUUUGACGCCACUCGUACCCGUCAAUUAA
This is a messenger RNA of Rotaria sp. Silwood2, 6594 nucleotides long. The record is from the annotation of a GenBank genome assembly. Lineage: Eukaryota; Metazoa; Rotifera; Eurotatoria; Philodinida; Philodinidae.